Molecule: messenger RNA, 1131 nt
Organism: Linum trigynum
Lineage: Eukaryota; Viridiplantae; Streptophyta; Magnoliopsida; Malpighiales; Linaceae
Source: the annotation of a GenBank genome assembly
CACAAUAAAAUAAAUAAAUAAAAACUCAUGUUCGAUUUAAAACAAAAAAAGGUUAAAUAACUAACUCCACAAACAUUCAAGUGUCGGGGAGGCCAUGUUAUGGUGUACCCAGCGGGGACUCGGGCAAGUACGAUUUGAGAGUGAUGCUCAGGUGGUGAUCAAUCGGCUCGCGAAAUCCCCGGUGCAGGAUAGUCGUGCAGGUGCUAUAUUUCAAGAGGUCCAGCGGUGUCUGGCGGAGCAGGAAGAGUUUAGUGUCCGGUUUGUAGGUCGGCGUAGUAAUAGGGUAGCCCAUUUGGUGGCUCGCAAAGCUCUUUCUUUGUACCCGACGACGAGCGUUCGUUUGAUUUUGUGGCCUGGUUGAGGCACAGGCUGUAAUUGUCUAUUUUUCCUUAUCAAUAUAUGAUUAUCUUUUGUAAAAAAAAAAAACAUUCAAGUGUUGGAAUGAAGUGGUGUCAGUUACAACUUCAAUACAUUCAUACAUAAUUUGCAACAACAAUCCUUUAGCUGACUAGAACUUCAAGUUUUCAAUACAUCACACAUGAUAGAUUAUUUGCAAGAUGAAACUCUAAUUUAAUUUUGAACAUUUCUCUCAAUGCAUAAAUAAUGCUUAGUCACUACAUGCUAAAAUUUUAAACCAUCAAAUGUAAACAUUGUGAUAAUUAAAUAAUUAAGUAUAUGAUUUAUAUUGUAAAAUAACCUGCAUUUGAGAUUCGGGUGAGUUUUACAUUCAAUGUUUUUCACUUGGAUUUAAGGGGAAAUCCUCUUAAAGAGGGGAUGAUGUGGACAUCAAUAAAAUGAUCAAGUCAACUCAGUAAACUCUAACAUUGGGUCACGAAGCCAAGAAGUUUAAACCUCCAAUGCAAACAUAUUUGGCCACAUAUUUUCCUUCUUUGAAGGCCAAUUAGUUCAAAAAUAGUCAAUUUGGUCUAUGUUCAAGAAGAGAUCGAAGAAGUCACAAGUCCUCCAACCCAAUUAUUUCAAGCUUAGGGAAUCCAAAUUAAGCCAACAACCUUUUUUGGAACCCAAGUCGUCUAUCCUUCUUGCCCAAAUUGUCCAAGUGUGGAAAUGAGAAGGAAAGAGAUUACUUAGCUACUAAGGAGCUUCUUUUAACAUUAAAGAUGAGGUUAAUUC